AAGAAGAAGAAGAAGAAGAAAGUCCUCCCUCCGACGACGACUAACGUACUGGGCGGGUCGAAACACUAGACACAUAUAAACCAGAAGACGCUUUUGUUUCUGUCUAUUGAUCCUGAGUGGCAGUAUCAUGGCUGAGGCAGACCGACCAGGGAAGCUCUUCAUCGGUGGCCUGAACACUGAAACUAGUGAGAAGGUCCUUGAAGCGUAUUUCAGCAAGUUUGGCAGAAUAUCAGAAGUUCUGUUGAUGAAGGAUCGUGAAACGAACAAAUCUAGAGGCUUUGCGUUUGUAACUUACGAAAAUCCUGGUGACGCAAAAGAUGCGGCGAGGGAAAUGAACGGAAAGCCCUUUGAUGGAAAGCCUAUUAAAGUGGAACAGGCCACGAAACCUCAGUUUGAGUCUUUGGGACGCCGUGGUCCACCUCCAUCACGGAGUCGUGGCUCUUCUAGGGGUCUGCGAGGGUCUAGGGGAGCAUCAAGCAGAGAACCCUUUUUUAAAGGCAUGUCAUCCAGAGGCCCUCCGCCACUGAAGAGAGGCCCACCAGAGCGUAAUGGAGGGCCCCCAUCCAAAAGAUCCACAUUCUCUGGGCCAAUGGGAAGACUGUCCAGAGAACGGGACCCAUACGGCCCCCCUCGCAGAGAUUCUCUGAUGUCACGGCGUGAUGAUGGUCCUCCACCUCGUUAUGACCACUACAGUAGCAAAGACAGUUACUCCAGCCGUGACUACAUGAGUUCACGGGACAGUCGAGACUAUGCCCCAUCACCACGUGAUUACCCGUACCGGGAGUAUUCGGGCCAUUCCAGUUCUAGAGAUGACUAUGGGUCAGGAUCCAGAGGUUACAGUGAUCGUGAUGGUUAUGGUGGAGGACGAGAGCCCAGGGGUUACAUGGAUCGGCCCAGUACGGGCUCCUAUAGAGAUCCUUACGACGGUUACGGUAACUCACGCAGCGCCCCACCCUCAAGGGGUCCCCCUCCGUCCUACAGUGGGAGUAGUGGAAGCAGUCGUUAUGACGACUAUGGCAGCAGUUCCAGAGAUGGAUAUGGCAGUCGUGACAGUUAUCCCAGCAGUCGGAGUGACCCGUACUCCACUAGUCGUGGUGACCGUCUGGGUAGGCAAGAGCGAGGGCCACCCCCUCCUCUUGACCGAGGCUAUCAUCGUGAAUACAGCAGCUCAAGCCGUGGGGCGCCUCGAGGCGGUGGCCGCGGUGGUCGGCCAGAUAGAGGAAUGGCCCGGAACCGAUACUGAGAUGGACUCUGUGGAAAAACAAAUAAAACAGAGAAAUAUGAAAAGUUCAAAAGACUUUAAGGUUAAAAAAAAGCACCCUUUUAAACUCUGGACUUCAAGCUUCAGUUUCAAGCUGUACUCAAACUUGUGAAAAGUUUUUAUUUUAUUAUUUUUGUCCUUUUUAAAUUCAAAGUUUCGUUCUCUUCUCUUGCCCGCUUCCCAUUUAAUGGUACCAUUGCAAAUCUAAGUUUGUUCUUUUUGUAUACUAGUGACAUGUUAAACCUGCAGUGCCCUAACAUAUGGCUUUCAUUUACCAAUAAAGUAUUUUUAAACCAAGCUCCUAAGCAACAACAACUCCAUUCAAGAGAAUGAGAAACUAUGAAGUGUAAAUAUCCAUUAACGUUUCAGCUUUCCAUGGUGAGCAACCCCAAAUUCCACUUAAUACAAAUGCAAUGCAGAAUAUUCAUGUAGGCAUGAUUGUUCACAUUGUUGGGGACUGGGCAAAUGUCACCUUUUUCCAAACUCUAUGGGUGUAGUCUUCCUCAGUGCAAAUGGAUCCUUCAUCACAAAGCCUAAACAUUGACGCCUUGCAUCGACCAAUCCAAAGACUACCAAAAUGCAAGAAACAAAUCCGCACCACAGAUAAAACCUGUCAACAGCUGGUAAGCAAAGCAAACCCUUUUGUUCUGGUGUAAGUCAAGUCUCGGUGGUGUUAUUUUGCAGCUUGAAGGUUAUUGUAAUUUAGUCAAACAUCGACUUGGUUGCACUGGCUUUUUCAAAUGCAAUCUGAACUAUGUAAUUUCCAACAUUUAUUAACAAACUCACUUCUGCCUUCAAAGGAGUCUGGUCUUUCUCUCUCUCUCCCCAGCCACUGGAUCACUUCAGUCUUAGUCUCAGAAAUAUCAGCCAGUUCUACUGUUGCACUAAAGGAGAAAAUGUGUGGAUUUUUUUCCCCCUACCCCUUGAGAAAUUGCCCACCUUUUUUUUUUUUUUUUAAUAAGGAUGUUAAGAUAAUUCUCCUCAAUGGAUGUAUAUCUACAGCCAAAUGUAAACCACAUAGCUGCAAAACCUCUUCAAACCUCCCAAUGUGGAACCCUUUUGAAAAUUUAGUAAACUCACUUAGUGUAACCAAAAAGCCAGAACGCUCUCAAGCAUGCCGAUUCUAACAAAGGAGACCAUGUGGAGAAAGACCGCACCCUAUCAACAAUCCUGGAAAACCUAUCAGCUUGGGUUGAAGGGAGGAAAGGGAGUUUGCUGGUAAUACGUCACUGCUGAUCAGCACCUUUUGCCAUUUGGUGAUGCAUGAUGGUCUCAAGUAAGAUGCAGAUCCGAACUAUGCAGGUUCUUUGGAGGCUGCAGUUCAUGGAGGCGGAUGUUUGGAUGGAGUGCUACAGAUGAAGUGCCUUUAUUUUUCUUUAUUCAAUAAAACUAUUAUUUGAAAUGAA
Molecule: messenger RNA, 2667 nt
Organism: Carassius carassius (crucian carp)
Lineage: Eukaryota; Metazoa; Chordata; Actinopteri; Cypriniformes; Cyprinidae
Product: RNA-binding motif protein, X chromosome
Exons: 11
Coding region: 128-1243 (371 amino acids)
Biological process (GO): positive regulation of mRNA splicing, via spliceosome
Cellular component (GO): spliceosomal complex
Molecular function (GO): RNA binding
Source: RefSeq, a predicted model, not a curated record